AUGGAUGAGGAGGUCCUGACUUAUAAUGGUGUUGUGCUGAAAAGGAGCGACUUGGAUCUGCUUAGCGGCCCGCACUACUUAAACGAUUGCAUUAUUCAAUUCUAUUUCAGUUAUCUUACUUCCCAAUAUGAUGAUCGCACCCUUCUGGUUUCCCCUACAAUCUCUUUUUGGCUGGCGAAUUCUCAGAACUCCGAGGCUGAUUUUAGAGACUUUGAGGAGUCUCACCAACUUAGUAAAAAGCAAGUUGUGAUGUUCACCGUGAAUGAUAAUGAAGACACGAGUCAAAGCGACGGUGGAAAGCAUUGGAGCUUGCUUGUGUAUUACAGAAAAUCGAAUACAUUCGUGCAUUACGACAGCUUUGGGGGUUUCAAUAGUUUGGUUGCCAGAAAGUUGUAUCGAGCGGUUAAGAACUGCGUGGCAGCUCCAGCAACACAAGCACCAACUCCAGCUGGGACUAGUAGUUUGGUUACCCACAUUAGUUCUAAAAUGGGACACAAGUACUACUCUAAGCACUUGCGGCGAAUUAUAAAUUAUCCCAAGAAGAAUAUGCUGGUGUCUUUUGUGAUCGGAUACAUCUUCUCAAAGAAGUACUUGCGUCGGUUUAUAAAUUAUCAUCCUGUGAAGGUGUGUUAUGCCCUGCAAAAGUACAUCAUAAGUAAUAAUGGAGAUGAUGAAGAGACUAUCGAUAGGGAUGAUGAUGAUGAUCCUUGGUUUAGAGAAGAGAAUGUUAUGCCUCAGCAGACAAAUUGGUACGACUGCGGUUUAUAUAUGAUGGCUAUUGCUAGAGUAAUCUGUGAAUGGUACUACGAUGAGGAGAGGGCGGAGCAGGAGCAGCAGAAUUGCUUCUUGAAGGACGACCGGUUUCCGAAUAUCACGAAGCAUCUUGACAAUUCUUUAGAAUACACGAUGCGCUCUGAGAUGUUGAGGUUCAUUCAACACCACAUCGAACUUAAAACAAACUAG
Molecule: messenger RNA, 963 nt
Organism: Rosa rugosa (rugosa rose)
Lineage: Eukaryota; Viridiplantae; Streptophyta; Magnoliopsida; Rosales; Rosaceae
Product: NEDD8-specific protease 1-like
Exons: 1
Coding region: 1-963 (320 amino acids)
Biological process (GO): proteolysis
Molecular function (GO): deNEDDylase activity; cysteine-type peptidase activity
Source: RefSeq, a predicted model, not a curated record